AGUCGCUUUGGAACCGUUGUCUCGAUAAGUUCGGUUGAUGGAAGCAGUUGUGUGAUAAAUCUUUAUUAAGUGGAUUUAAAUUAUAUCUGAUAAGAAGUGAAAGAAACGUGACCUAGGAAAAUUAUUUUAAAAUGUAUAAGCAUCAGGACGUGACUGAUAUUCAGCAUCAAUAUUUUCGAAAACCUGAGCAACUUACUAGGAAAGAAGCUUUCAGACGAUUCUUAUGGAAUCCAAAGACUAGAGAAUGUUUCGGACGAACUGCAUCGUCAUGGGGCCACACCACAUCUCCGAUCGUAAAAGGCGAGAAAAAAGUAGUCGCAGAAUUAAGCAAUCUUGAAUUAAAUGUACGAUUUUUCUCAACUUUUAAAUUGCUUCUUCCUAUUUAA
Messenger RNA from Clunio marinus, 386 nucleotides. NCBI's taxonomy places the organism in Eukaryota, Metazoa, Arthropoda, Insecta, Diptera, Chironomidae. The record is from the annotation of a GenBank genome assembly.